UAAGAACGAAAAGCGAAAAAGCACAAACUGCUGACGAUCUCAAAUGGACUGCAGUCGGGUUUAGCAUAACCAAGGAGAACGGUGUAGGGUGAAUCUCUGACCGGCUAACACCAAUUCCAAAUGGCCAAAUUGACAAGACUGUUGCUGCUGUUGCUGCUGACCCCGAAAUUGGUUUUUCCAGCUGCCGACGUCGUCGACUCUGAGCCAUCAACAGUUUCCGCCAUUUCACAGUUUCUGGAGCGGCGGCCAGAGCCAAAUCAGGAGGAGCUCAGCUGGACACAUAUGUUGCCCAGCAACUAUUACUCGGAAUUGAAUCAACAAUACUAUGUGAGAUUUCGCAGGCAUUCCACGCUCGCCCUAAAGGAUCUGCGCCGGGCCCGCUCAUAUCCAUUCGAAUAUGCGCGUUAUCUCUUACAAUAAUAUUUAAAGAACCCAAAAAAAACCAAUAAAAUUUCCUCGCAGUAAAGAGCUUGACCAUUAAGAGGUCUGGAAAUA
Messenger RNA from Drosophila virilis, 495 nucleotides. RefSeq lists its product as uncharacterized. Lineage: Eukaryota; Metazoa; Arthropoda; Insecta; Diptera; Drosophilidae. The record is from RefSeq and is a predicted model, not a curated record.